Molecule: messenger RNA, 1071 nt
Organism: Orbicella faveolata
Lineage: Eukaryota; Metazoa; Cnidaria; Anthozoa; Scleractinia; Merulinidae
Product: rhodopsin, GQ-coupled-like
Biological process (GO): G protein-coupled receptor signaling pathway
Cellular component (GO): plasma membrane
Molecular function (GO): G protein-coupled receptor activity
Source: RefSeq, a predicted model, not a curated record
AUGUGUACAAGUAAGCACGAACACCCGCUUCCAUGGAUCGUAAUACUGGGAGUUGAAACUCUGGUCAUUAUUCUCGGAAAUGUGGCUACAGUUAUCGUGUUUUGGAAAAACAGAUCCCAGCUGAAGCAAACUUGUUUAUUCCUGAUAAAUCUAACAGUUGCCGAUCUGAUGGUUGGUAUCGGCAACAUUGAAAGUGUGGUCGUUGAAAUACAUAAAAGCUUCAAGACAUCUUUGAGUUGUGAGACAGCUUGGGGAGACUACGUGGUUUCGGAGGAACUUUUUGGAUGUGCAUCCAUUGGUUUCCUCGCUCUCAUUUCUUUAGAGAGACUUUACGCGGUAGUAUAUCCUCUUCGCAUCAGAACCACAUCGACACGAAAAUAUAUUUUUAGCGUUGGAGUAGUGUGGCUUCUAUCGGGUACAGUAGCUGUGGCCCAGCUGUUAGGAACUGCUGCAACUUUGAUAACCGAAGACAUCUUUAUUUGGUUUGUGACAAUGUACUUGUUUGUCUGCUUAAUAAUUAUCUCGUGUGCAUAUUCUGCAGUGUGGUUCUCGUCCAGAAAGGAAGACCCAAGAUUGCCACCAAACAGAUAUAAACGAAACAAAGAACUGGUUAAGACUCUGUUUAUUGUAACUUUGUUGUCGCUAAUUGCUUGGCUACCCUUUACCGUGGUACAUAAUUUGCGGUUCACUUUGAAAGAGAAUUUCGCCAUUGGGCCAGUCUUCGAUGAUGUAACUCAAGUUCUUCAGUUGGCAAAUUCUUUUAUUAAUCCAGUAGUAUAUUGCUUUAGGAUGCCACUGUUCAGAAGAACCCUGAGAGGAUUAUUCACCAGGAAGAAAGCAACGAGGCUACACUUUCGUGAACACCAAACUUGCUCAUAAACUCAUACCGUCAUUCCUCUCUGAAAUUCGAAUUUAAGUGAAGCUUUUUAAGCGCAGAAACGACUCCGUUAUUUCAUGUUUAUAAAUAAGGACGCAACGUAUGUCUAAAGCAUUAAAGCAGUAAAGCCCAUCAGAAAGUACAAAUAUGAAACUAUUAAUGCAAAAGAACUAAUUCUGAAGGGGUAUUAUAAU